Molecule: messenger RNA, 1291 nt
Organism: Boleophthalmus pectinirostris (great blue-spotted mudskipper)
Lineage: Eukaryota; Metazoa; Chordata; Actinopteri; Gobiiformes; Gobiidae
Product: centrosomal protein of 41 kDa-like
Exons: 1
Coding region: 122-1147 (341 amino acids)
Biological process (GO): cilium assembly; protein polyglutamylation
Cellular component (GO): ciliary basal body
Source: RefSeq, a predicted model, not a curated record
UGCUACUGCUAGGAGUACUGAGAAUUCUGUGAGAAGUGAUUUAAAGUCAUUAGUGGUGUUAUAAACGCUUUUGAGAAUAUACAUAGACAGAACUGAACGUUUGGUGUUACAUUUUGAAAAGAUGUCGUUGAAGCAAGGGAUUGGCAACGCCGAAUAUUUUAACAAAAGGGUCCCAAAGAAUGCCAAGUAUCAGAACAUCAAAUCCAAACUGGACACAGGAUGCAGCCUGUCAAAGUACAUGGAGAAAAUAGAGGACAUGAAGAGGAAUUACAGAUACAGCAAAGAUGAGAUAUUUAAACGAUUUAAAGUGACAACAUUUGUGCAACUGAUCAUUCAAGUGGCCUCAGUUUCAAAACUUACCUCCAGUCUGAGUGAAUGUGAACUGAACACACCAGAAGAUGCCCUGUCAGUGGCGUCAGAGGAGCUAGAGUCUCUCACAGUUCGGUCCUACGACUCAAACUCGUCUCCGUCCACAGAGAGAGGGGACGCCCACACAGCCCGCUCCACUUUGCUAAGUGUGAUCAGUGGGGAGCUGAGCACGGAGCAGAGUCCUGAUCCAGAGUCCAAUUCAGACUCCGACAAACCGUACAAAGACUGCCCCUAUCUGCUACUCGAUGUGAGGGACAGAGACCAGUACGACUCCUGCCACAUCAUCAGCGCUCACAGUUUCCCCAUCGCAUUUCUGUCUCGGACCAUGAACCCCUACACCAAAGAAGUGCUGGAAUAUAAAAAUGCUCCUGGUAAAAUCAUCAUAGUUUAUGACGAGGACGAGACGAUCGCCAGUCAGGCCGCCAGCAUCAUGUGUCAGAGGGGCUUUGAGAACCUUUCCAUGUUAUCUGGAGGUCUGAAGGUGUUGUCUCAGAAGUUCCCUGGGUCUCUUGUCUCUGGCCCUCUCCCUCCUCUCUGCUUCACCCGCUCAGCCUCAGUGAAGGGCAGGAGAGUGGCGCCCCCCUCUGGUCACACGCGGGCAGAGCAGCGCUGGAGAUUCACCGCAGACGAACUGAACAGACUCACAGAUCAGCUGGAGGAGGCUCUAGUGCCCAGCAACAACUCCAGUCGGAUGUCCAGCCGGAUCUCCUCUGUGAGUUCUCAGAGCGCCCGCAGUCGUCACAGCUCCUCUUCCUGCAGCAGUCGGCCCUGGAAGUGACCCGCCGCCGCCUCCUCAUCCACAAAUAAACUCACUUGAAAAAAAAAAAAAAAAAAAAAAAAGAAGUGCCUCAUCAAGGCUGCAGAAAGAGGAAGGUCAUGUGACUGGAUCUGAUCGCUGGAAGUAUUUCUCACGCCCUUUGAU